Rhagoletis zephyria (snowberry fruit fly) is the source of this 1504-nucleotide messenger RNA. Its product is annotated as glyoxylate reductase/hydroxypyruvate reductase-like. The record is from RefSeq and is a predicted model, not a curated record. Gene Ontology annotation, cellular component: cytosol. Gene Ontology annotation, molecular function: NAD binding; hydroxypyruvate reductase (NADH) activity; glyoxylate reductase (NADPH) activity. NCBI's taxonomy places the organism in Eukaryota, Metazoa, Arthropoda, Insecta, Diptera, Tephritidae.
GUACUUUUUUAAUUAUUUCACACUUUCAAAUGAAAUCGAAGUAUACAUAGCAUGUACUUCAAAUUUCAGUUGUUUUGGCUCGCAAUUUCACAAAACUGCUGCACUGUAUCGAUCAAAUCAAAAAUAUCCAGAGAGGUAAACGCUGGUUACGAUAAGUAACUUUAGAGAGCGCCUAACUGUGUGGGGGCAAAAGUCUAUGUGUGAUCUAAAGCUCUCGCGGAACACACACACUCUCAAAAACGUCCAACAACUUGACCGAGUAGUCGCUUGCAACAGCUACUUUUUCAAAUGCACUCAGACCCAGCAGCAAGAAAUGUUCGUUUCGCAGCAGAGCCGCUUACUGCCCACUAAAAUUCUGCGCUAUAUAUCCUCCAGUUUUACGACGGCGUCAUCGAAAGAGCUAAGAGCGACUUGCAAAAUGUCCGGUGAAGAGGAGAAAUUCAAGAUUCUAGUCACACACCCAGAAGUGCCUCAGGUUGCCAUUGAUCUGCUGUCGCGCAGCUGCGAGGUAAUCGUUGUCCAGAGUUUGCCACCGAAACGUUCGGAAAUUUUGGAGAAGGCUAAGGGUGUACAUGCCUUCUUCUGGGGUGGCCAUGAGGCGCUUAAUGCCGAGGCAUUGGAUGCCGCCGGUCCGCAGUUGAAAUCGAUUUCCACCAUGUCGGCGGGCAUAGAUUACGUGGAUGUGGCGGAAGUGAAGCGCCGAAAAAUUCCGCUUGGUCACACGCCCACAGUGCUCAACGAAGCCGUAGCUGAUACAGCGGUCGGUUUGUUGUUGGCGGCAGCGCGUCGUUUCCACGAAGGCCGUUUGAAGAUCGAAACGAACACCUGGGAGAGCUUCCAUCUGAAUUGGAUGUUGGGCCAAGACUUGCGGGGCUCCGUGGUCGGUUUCUUUGGCUUCGGCGGUAUUGCACAGGGAAUCGCUAAGCGCCUGAAAGGAUUCGACAUUGACAGCGUGCGCUACACGACAAGGCGUCGCGUUUCGGAGGAUAUCGAGAAGGAGUACUCUGCCAAAAAAGUUGAUUUCGACACUAUGCUGGCGGAAAGUGACUUCGUUGUCAUUGCAUCGCCCCUCACCAAUGAGACGGCUGGUGUUUUCAAUGCCAGCGCUUUUGGUAAAAUGAAGAAGAGCGCUGUGUUGGUGAAUAUUGGGCGCGGUGGCGUUGUGAACCAGCCGGACCUGUAUGAAGCUCUGAAAACAAAACAAAUAUUCGCUGCGGGUUUGGAUGUGAUGACUCCGGAACCACUGCCCGCCGAUGAUCCGCUUUUGAGUUUACCAAAUAUUGUUCUUCUUCCCCACUUGGGCUCAGCCACCGAGCGCACUCGCAACGAUAUGGCCACAAUAGCUGCGCAUAAUGUUUUGCGCGGACUGGCUGGUGAACCGAUGUUCUCGCCUGCAUAUCAAUUAUAGAUGAAAUUACAAGUUUUUUAUACAGAUCUAUUCAUUUAUCGAUGUAAAUGUGGAAGUAUUAAAUUGUUGCAAUAAAAUGUGCAAAUGAGUGUAAUU